Molecule: messenger RNA, 5555 nt
Organism: Dicentrarchus labrax (European seabass)
Lineage: Eukaryota; Metazoa; Chordata; Actinopteri; Moronidae
Product: monocyte to macrophage differentiation factor 2-like
Exons: 7
Coding region: 623-1330 (235 amino acids)
Cellular component (GO): membrane
Molecular function (GO): pore-forming activity
Source: RefSeq, a predicted model, not a curated record
CAUGAAUAUUUCUCUAGAUCCGCCCCUGCGUAUAUUAUAUCAUCAAGCAGCCUCCAACUCAACGCAUGCAGCUCCACCUACAGGUAGCACCAGGGAACUGCACACACAGGAACCAAUCGGCACACAUUUCCACAGCCAUGAUUCAGUCCUUCAGAAAAUGAUGUGGCAGCCUUCAGUGAUGAAAAACAACCCUCCUCACCGAGUCGUGAUGAGGUGAACCGGCGGCCGGAGCUCCAGCAGAGAGAGAGAGAGAGAGAGAGAGAGAGAGGGAGAGAGAGAGGGAGAGACCACCAACAUCAACACCAUCACCACCGUGCAGGAAAAGAAAAGCGGCUGCCCCCUCAGAGACCAUCCCCGACGCCCACACUUCCGGACUGGAGCCUCUGGAGGCAGCUGUGUCGGGAUGCAUCCGUCUCCCGGUGCUGCUUGAGAUGAGGAUAAGACGACGACGUCUUCCCCGGUGAAACGGCGAUGCUCUCUACGUUACAUUAGACCCAGCCCGUUACAACCUGAGCAGAACCGAUCAAGAUCGCGGCGGCUGUGCGCUCAACACUCAAAGAGGGGAUCCAGGCUUUAGCCAUACUGUCUGUCUGCUGUCAACUGUUGCUUAUUUCCACUGUAAAUGAAUCUUGUAAGGUUUAUGAACAACCGUGUUCCUCCUAACAAGAGAUACCAGCCCACAGAAUAUGAGCAUGCUGCCAACUGUGCCACGCAUGCGUUAUGGAUAAUCCCCAGCCUGCUGGGCAGCUCAAUGUUGCACUUCCAGUCGGAGGACCAAUGGGAGCGACUGUCGGCCUGGGUGUACGGGGCGGGGCUCAGCUCGCUCUUCAUCAUCUCCACCCUAUUCCACACUGUGGCCUGGAAGAAGAGCCACUUACGGUCUGUGGAGCACUGUUUCCACAUGUGUGACAGGAUGGUGAUCUAUUUCUUCAUUGCUGCCUCCUACGCCCCGUGGCUGAACCUGCGGGAGCUGGGUCCCUGGGCGUGUCACAUGCGCUGGUUGGUGUGGGUCAUGGCCUCUUUUGGAACCACCUACGUGUUCUUCUUCCAUGAGAGGUAUAAGAUCAUGGAGUUGAUCUGCUACACGGUCAUGGGAGUUUUUCCUGCCUUGGUGAUCCUCUCAAUGCCGGAGCAGUCAGGAUUGUGUGAGCUGCUUGUGGGCGGAGCCUGCUACUGUCUGGGGAUGGUCUUCUUCAAAAGUGAUGGCAUUGUACCAUUCGCGCAUGCCAUUUGGCACCUGUUUGUAGCUAUGGGAGCAGCCAUACACUACUACGCCAUCUGGAAGUACCUCUAUGCCCAGCCACCCAAUCAGGUCCAGACCUCCAGAUGACAUCAGCACUGACCUCACAAGAAGUAGCUCCUGUGUUUGAGCAACUUCAAGGGGGUGAUGUGAGCUCUGUCCAAAUUCAGGGGCUGUCUCCUUUGUAGGCUGAACCUCUUCCCCAAAUAAGAUGUUGUAGCCUCACAGAAACAGAAACCAGUGGUGCAUUCAGGAGAUCCUCCUUAACCCGUAAAGUCAAACAAAUCCAUGUUCAUCACCGGGAAGUUGCACUCAAUCGGCCGGCAAAGUUGUAACAAGACUAAGAGUUCACAGUCAUGCUAGCAGAUUGAUGAGGCAGUACCAUCAACAUAUAAAAGAUGGAUGUUGAGUCUCUACUUCCUGCCUCUGUACAAAAAUGAAGCCAGCUGACUCCACUGAAAGCAGGGCUCAGCUGUCAAUCAUGACUUGAAACCCCUUUUUUAUAGCUUCAAAUAAUGAAUUAGAACCAAACUUAUGAACAUACAUCACUACCUAAAAUUACAGAAACCAUCUUUGGAAAAACAUUUAUUUGACGUGUACUCCCAUCUGCUAACAUGGAGGGGUCUAUGACCUACACUGCAACCAGCCACCAGGGGCAAGCCAGAUGUUUUGGCUUCACUUUUGGGGAGCAAUCAUGUCGUCCAUCUUUUAUAUGUGAUCGGCUGAGCUAAAUGCUAAUGUCAGCAUGCUCACCUCCUCAUAGUGAAAAUGCUAACAUGCUGAUGUUUAGAUGGUAUAAUGUUGAUUAGCACUAAACACAAAAAGUGAUGGAAAUAUCAUUAGUCUAGCAGAGGAUCAUCAAAGUUACAAUUCAUCCUGAGGAGAAAAUUAAUGUCUAUAGUGACCUAAUUUUAUGGAAAUCUAUCCAGUAGUUGUGGAGUUUUGUGCAAAAAGUAAAAACUUUGGUGGCCCAAGAGGAAAAGUCAGGGAAUUACCAAAGUCAUUAGGAUUCAUCCUCUGGCCACCAUGGGUAUCUUAACCUGAAUUUCAUGGCAAUCCACACAAAAACCGUUGAAAUAUUUCACUCAGCUGCUCACAUGGAAAUAAAAAACACAGUAACUGAAAACUGCAAACUGCAAACAGUGUACUAAAGUAACAGUAAAUGUAUCCAUAUAACUUCAUACUUAACUUAUUUCCUGACUUUAUGAGUCGACGAGGACACACCAUUAAGCGAUUAAUGUAGAUUGUAGGAUAACUGUAGAGGAUACGAGAAAUAACACACCGGUGUUUUGCCAAAAGGUGUAAAAAACAUCUGCAUUUGGAGGAGACCUUGCACUGGUACAACCUAUCGACCUGUUGAGUGUUCAAAGGAGGCAGCCUGUGAAUUGGGACACAGUUUUUUUUUUUUUACUAGUCCAGUUUAGUUCAUGUUAUUUUUCAGGAAUUUUGGUUUCAUUCCAAUGAUCAGGGGUUAAAUUACUAUUCUCGGAGAUUUCUCUCUCUACGUGGUGCACGACCAGAUUCAGUGUUCAGAAGCUGAAUUGAAGGCAUUGUCUUAUUGUCAAGAGGAGGACAAUGUUUACAAUUAGCUGACUUGACUAUCAUAAUUAGUUUAAGGACAUUAUUUAAAGUGUUAUUAUCGUCAUUAACAGAAGGUGUUUGAUUACAUUUAGGAGGUUGCAACAUCAGUAAUUUACUAUUCCAAUUCAGAGCGUUAGAUAGUAUUAUUACUGUUAUUGUUAUUAGUUGUGCUAUCUACACUGUAGGACACUAUAUGGUUUAACAGCGGUUGCUUCAGUCAGUGAUUUACUGUGAUUUACAAAUUAAGCAUGACUGUAGGAUGAUAUUUUUUUAUGUUGAACAUACAGAUAAUGAUGGUUUUAGUCUUGGAGAAUUUACUUGUGUGCUUCCACAUUUACCAGGCUCUACACGGUAGAUUAUCAAGCAUAAGUACUGAAUUCUAAUAGUUUACUGUUGUUGAUUAGGUUUAGUAAGUAAAGAUGUCAUCAGUACAAUUUAUACAGUAUAUAUUUAUCAAUGACGUACAGUAUAUGUUGAUUUCAUCUAUAUUUUCUAAUAAUGUACUUACAGUGUCAGCUGAUUAUCUUCAUCAUCUACAACCUAAUUAAUGGGACUCAUUUGAUGGAGUUUGUCAAAGUUACAUGGUUGAACCUCAGAAGGGAAAACCACUGUCUGAUUCAGCACUGCCAGACUUACUGCCGUAACUGAUAGCACACUACUACCAUAUAUACAUCUCACACUUGAAAGGAAACUGAAGCUAUAGUAUUGUUGAACAAUCUGGCCCAAUAUUAAGGCAUCUCAGGUGUGUGUGUGCAUGUGUGUAUGUGUUUAUGCUUGUGUGUGUGUGUGUAUGUAUGCUUGUGUGUGUGUUUGUUUGUGUUUCCGAUACUAUCUGACUCCCAUGAAUCCAAAGCCUCUAAUCGGCUGAGUCUAUGUUUACACGUGAACGCAUGUACCUUGAACACAACAAAAAAAGUAUAUUUGGAAUAUAUCUGUACUCUUAGUGUUAAGCUGUAUGUGGUGGCACACAGUUUAUUGGACACGCUCGUAUAGUAGGAUAAAUGAGGAGCAACAGGUCAUACUGGCUAGUAUUCAUAGGUGCAAAAGAUACAUUUUUUAAACAUCUGCUCCUGUUCAACCUGUUUUCACUGCUGUCUGUGUCUCAGGAUUUGGAUCAUUUGGGCUUAAAAAGCCUAUGAAGCCACAUUCAAGGACCACUAAAGCUGCUCUGGUUGUUUGGGUGCUGUCUGCAGCGACAAAAAUGAUCAAAUAGCUGUGACUCUGCUUUCUUUAAUGCUGGCACCACUCCAUACAGCUUGCUUACUCACAUCCCCAAGCAGGGCAGUAGUCCCAACAGUUUUUCUGCAAGCUUUACAUAUGGGUAAUAUUUAUACAGUGACCAAACAGGAGAAGAGAAAGCUUUAAAGCAUACAGCCACUAUAGAUAUUACAGCAGCAGAUAUGUUUAGGUUAUAAAAAGGAACUAGAAAGCAUACCUUUGCUUUAAAAUCCACAAAAUUUGCAUUUAGAUUUGCAUGAAAAUACACUGUGAUAAACACUCAUGAGAUGAAUGUGCCAAUGUUUUUUUCAUUCAAGUAGGCUCAGUAGUUGUAGAGAAAAUGAGGAGGGCAAAACUUUCUUUAUCUUACAAUGUUAGGAGGUUAUUAGUGGAUCCACACCAAAAAUUAAUCUCUUGUUCCUUCCAACUUUACACUUCUUUUCAACAGAUAUCCUGCUAAGCAGACAAACACAAUGAGAUGAAGAGAGGGGACUGAUAGCAUAAUAUUUUCAGUAGAGGUGACAAAUAAUGUUAUUCAACUAUUACAGAUCAGAGCUGCACAAUUUUAACAAAGGCACAGCUGUGUAGUUUCCUUUGCAGCCUAACAGGCCCUGAACAAGGGGUCUCGCAUUCACUUUCAUGUCCUCAGUAAGUAAAAAUUCUUUACAACUUACCAACCAGCACAUGAAUGCAUCAUUAUACUGUAGGGUUAAAAAAAAAUCAUCUAGUGACAAAAAAAAACACCAGAACUCAACCAAAUGUGUUCAUUACUUGAGACCUCUGACCAACAAACACACCAGGGUUAAAAAAUCAUCUGGAUUUAACACAAAUCUUAUUUGUUAUUUUUCAUCGUUUACCAUUUUCUUUCUUUAGUCAUUAGGGAAGGAAAUGUAUCGUCACAGGGGACCGGGGAUUGCAUUUAUCACACUGUGGGUAUCUCAGUUUGUGGAAUGAAACUCUCAUUCAGAUAUAUUCUCAAAUUUAAGAGUAUGUUUUAGUAUUUGUACUCUUUAAGUGUUUACUUGAACCUCUGAGAAACACCAAAUGAUUGCGCGUUCUCUGGUUUGGAGUACUCGGGGGUAAUUAUAGCCUAUCAUAGCCAGUAUUUUGACUCGCUCCUCAGGCUGGUUUGGCAACGAUAAGAUGAAAUAUUUGAGAAUUUGACGUGUGUCUGUCUUGUCUUGUUUAUAAUAUAUGUUUCCUUCAGACAUACAGUGCCCACCUGACUUUGUAUAGAGUUUUAUAAACUCUCCAUGAAGCCUUCAUGGACCCUCUGUACAUUGUUUAUAGACGCUCUGUGAUUGUGGAGCUGCUGACUCUGUUCUCAGUGCUGCUGGUGUUUUCUUUCUGGUCGUAUGAGACUGAUUAUAUUGUCUCAUAAUUUCUUUCUCUCUAGUUUUCAUAUUGGGUUAUUGUGUCUGUGGUGCUUUUGUGCUGUGAUAAGCCUAUAUGAUGCCAACAAUGCUUUUAUCUUUUCUAUUUCUCUUGUAAUAAAAAAAAGUUUUUUCAUGCAGUA